Messenger RNA from Mixia osmundae IAM 14324, 2973 nucleotides. RefSeq lists its product as uncharacterized. Bases 127 to 2487 code for a protein of 786 amino acids. The transcript is spliced from 9 exons. Gene Ontology annotation, molecular function: ATP binding; ATP hydrolysis activity; ABC-type transporter activity. Gene Ontology annotation, biological process: transmembrane transport; intracellular iron ion homeostasis. Lineage: Eukaryota; Fungi; Basidiomycota; Mixiomycetes; Mixiales; Mixiaceae. Gene Ontology annotation, cellular component: mitochondrial inner membrane. The record is from RefSeq and is a predicted model, not a curated record.
ACAGGACUGCUCUCUGAGCAGCUAUCCAUCGAGCGUUGAGUAUGAAGACAUCGCGCGCUCGUUCGAUCGCGUCAUUGACGUCGACGUCGACCGGCAGCUGCCUCUUCGUCCGAGCCGACGUAUCUGAUGGGCCCAGGUCUGCGGCUGCUCAGUGGUCGCUUCAUAACACGAUUAGCAGAGGAUGCGCCCCGAGAGAUCGGAAGACUACGCUGCGCUGGCUGCCAGCAGGCUCUGAUUCAGCAAUCUCGCGAUUUCUCUCAGCAUCGGAACACAAGGCAUCAGGAACUUCUAGAAGCCUUGACAUCAGUGCAAAGACGGGACAAAUCACUUGCUGCUCGCCGUGUUAUUCUCGGAAGACGGUUCUCGCAUUUAAGUCGGUCAGGCGACGAGAAUGCGCCUGGGGGAGGAGGCCCUUCUGCGCAAGAUAGGGACAAAACCGGCUCGGUGCAGCACGAGCAAGCAGGAAGAGCUGCUACUGAGCUCUCGCAGGACGUAGCAACGCCAAAGACGCCCGAGUCGAUCGCGCCUAGCUCUUCACAAGUCCCAGAUGCAGCGGUAGCUAGUGCAGCCGCCAGAACCUCAGAUGCAAAGCCAGAGAGCGUCUCAUCGCCGAGCAGCGUAGAGGAAGUGUCUGCCAAGACUCUCAAAGCACAGAGAGAUCAGGACAUUGCCAUUGUCAAGAAACUACUGCCCAACAUCUGGCCAAAAGACAGUAGAGGAGCAAAGAUGCGCGUCCUCAUCGCGCUGUCGCUGCUCGUGGGCGGCAAGUUGCUGAAUGUCCAAGUACCGUUUUAUUUCAAAAGCAUCGUCGAUUCGCUCAAUAUACCCAUAGAAUCCUUAGCGCCAGACCAGACGGCCUGGGCAAUAGCAGGCACAGCGAUCGUCGGAUACGGGCUAGCGAGGAUCUUCUCCACCAUUUUCAGCGAGCUCCGUAAUGCCGUCUUUGCCAACGUGGCACAAGGUGCUAUUCGCCGAGUUGCGCGCAAUGUCUUUACGCAUCUGCUUCACCUCGAUGUCGCCUUUCACUUGACGCGUCAGACGGGCGGUCUAACUCGAGCCAUUGAUCGUGGGACAAAAGGCAUCUCGUUUCUGCUCACUUCGAUGGUCUUCCAUGUCGUUCCGACUGCACUCGAGAUCUCGCUCGUCUGUGGCAUCUUGAGCUACAAGUUCGGUAUUGACUUUGCGGCUGUCACCUUUGUGACUAUGGCCGGCUAUGCUUGGUUCACGCUCAAGACGACGAGCUGGCGGACGAACUUUCGCAAAGAAGCUAACAAGGCAGACAACAAGGCAGCCACAGUCUCCGUCGAUUCGCUCAUCAACUAUGAGGCUGUCAAGUACUUCAACAACGAGAAGCAUGAGAUCGACAAGUAUGACGCUGCCAUGAAAGACUACGAGACUGCGUCUGUCAAGAUUGCGACAUCUCUUGCAUUUCUCAAUUCGGGACAAGGCGUCAUAUUCUCAGGGGCGCUGACUCUCAUGAUGUGGCUCGCUGCCAAGGGUGUCGUCAACGGCAACAUGACGGUUGGUGAUCUAGUCAUGGUCAAUCAGCUCGUCUUUCAGCUCAGUCUGCCUCUCAACUUUCUCGGCACGGUCUACCGCGAGCUACGUCAAAGCUUGAUCGAUAUGGAGACACUCUUCAAUCUCGAGUCUGUCGGGUUGACCAUCAAGGAUGUGCCAAAUGCAAAGCUGCUUAGACUGGCAGGUGGAGAGAUCCGCUUCGAGAAUGUCCAAUUUGGCUAUCGCCCAGAUCGAGACAUCUUCAAGAAUGUAUCUUUCACCAUACCUGCCGGUAAGAAGGUCGCCAUCGUCGGUCCGUCCGGCUGCGGCAAGUCGACUGUCUUCCGUCUGCUGUUUCGCUUGUACGAACCUGGUGCGGGCCGUAUCACAAUUGAUGGACAAGACAUUACCAAAGUCACGCUCGAGAGCUUGCGGCGGUCAAUUGGCGUAGUGCCACAGGAUACGCCACUCUUCCAUUCGGAUAUCAUGCACAACAUCCGCUAUGGCAAUUUGGAAGCGACAGAUGACGAGGUCAAGGCGGCAGCACGCAAGGCGCACGUUUGGGAUACGGUCGAACGAUUGCCCGACAAGUGGGCGACUAAGGUGGGCGAAAGAGGAUUGAUGAUCUCUGGCGGCGAGAAGCAGCGGCUUGCAGUAGCGCGUCUGCUGCUCAAGGAUCCACCGAUCCUAUUCUUCGAUGAAGCAACUUCCUCACUCGAUACCUACUCUGAGAAUGAGAUUAUGCGCAAUAUCAAUGCUUCUCUUCUUGCCGAUCGAAGGACCAGCGUCUUUGUGGCGCACCGUCUCAAGACUGUCGUUGAUUCAGAUCUGAUCAUCGUAUUGCGCGAUGGCGAGGUAGUCGAGCAGGGCAACCACCAAGAUCUCAUGCAGCAGAAUGGCGUUUACCAGGAUAUGUGGCAUUCGCAGCAGUCGAUGGACGAUGUCCAAACCCCUCCUCUGACACAGCCAAGUGCGCAAGCAAGCACAUAGACUGCAUAGAUGAUCGUACAGACUGCGUGAAGUUUUGCGUGAGAUUAGAGCUUCGAUUUCGACAUGACAUUUGGCAAGGGCUCAUAGCUUCUUUUGAAAAGCUCGUCCAUGGGUACAUUGCCAGAAUGAGAUUGCAGGGCAGAUACAUCGACCAUGUCGCGCGUGACAUCUGAUAUGCUUGGUGAUCCGAGCAGUCGCAUGUUCAUGGUCAUCUCAUCCUUGAGAAUCUGGAUCGCCUUGACGACGCCAUCAGGUCCGUAGGCACUGUACGCAUAUAGGAAGGGACGACCGAUACCGACACCCUUUGCGCCGAGUGCGACUGCCUUGAGUACAUCGCUUGCUCGCCUGACACCGCCAUCUAUGUAGACUUCGAAAGUCGGCUUCACCAGAUUGCGCUUGCGAAGCUCUGUCAUGACUUCCUCGAGUACUUCGAUACCACUCCUUGCAAAGUCGAGCUGACGUCCACCGUGGUUCGACAAGACAACG